UCUAUCUGUAAUGCGCUGUGAUAUGAGAGCAGUGUAGGCGGAGUAGAUAGCAUUGCUGUUACUAAUUGGCAUGCCAGGCCGGUCAUUAGGGAGCAGAGUGCAGGAGGGGAUGAGCCUGUCUUCAUUGGUUUCUGGUUGUGAUUUAUGUAGGGGAGGUGUGGCCAGUGUAUAAAGCUGAGAGUAUAAGAGCCCAGUACCUGGUUGCACCUUUGCAGAGCCCACUCUCUGGUUGCACAAUGCAGAGCACAGUCCCUGGUUCACAAUUCAGCCCUUACUUUCAGAGCGCACUCCCUUUUGGCACAACUCAAGAGUCUUGUGCUGGGUAUUGCAGGUCCAAUUGGUCCAGUUUAGCCAUAUAUCAGCUGGUCACUAUUUGGGCCAGUGUGACCAUAGAUGGUCCAGUUCCUAUUACCCAGUGUAGCCAUAGAUUGCCUACGACCCUUGGGGAUAGUGUUGCUAUAGAUGGCCCACUCCUUGUUUGCCCAUUGUGACCAUAGAUUGCCUAAUCCCAUUGGGACAGUGUCACCGGACAGUCCACUUGUGGCCAUAGAUGGCCUGGUCCUUGAGUGGCCAGUGUGACUGUAGAUUGCCUUGGCCCUGGUAGGACAGUGUAGCAUAUACCCUUUUGACCAAGCAUGGCCAUAGAUAACCGAAGACUUCUUGUGACCAGUGUAGCUAAAUAUCAUACACUGUCUCUGGUGGCCCAUCUUGCCCUAUAGAGUGUAGCCUUUGGUGGCACAGAGGCAUUACUUACCUCCUCUUAUGCCCCUCAUGAGACUCCACUUCCUCCCCUGCAUUAAACUCUUCCAGACAAUCAGAAAUUAAUGCAGGACAAGUAGCUGAUCAAUGUGAUCAGUAGUACAGACUGGUAGUGAUCAACUUUCUUCUCCUACUAAGGAACGUCUGAGAACAGGUCCAUGACCCAGAUGGGGCAGUCACUGAUCUAUUCCCUUAGAUUGGCGUACUUGGGGAGGAGGUGUAGCUUGGCUCAUUUCCGCUCCAUUAGCCUUCUUGUGGCUGGAAGAUUGAGGCAGAAUUAAUAAGGGUCUUCAAGAUCUCAAGCAAAUAUUAUUAACCUUUUAUUUAUAAUGUUACGAGGUGUGCACAGCACUGUACAGCGAUAACAACCUGGCCUCCAAUAUGGAGGACUGACAGCCAUUAUGAGCUGUGUGCAGUAGAAAUCAAGGCUUCCAAAGAAAGGGACAUCUGAGUUGAAGGCAUCUGGGAAGGUGCUAUAAGCAUUAAGGUUGCCAGGUCUUUAACUCUGUAUGCUCACAAAAUGAAUAUGUUGGAUGGUCGUUUUACUUUAGGGGUGCUCCUAGCGUAAAGGAUGUCUUAGGCAUCCUCUUUUAAUGAGGAUUACCAUUUUUAGAGGGGUUGUCCCAGUUCUUCGUCCCCUAGACUAGUUUAUCUGUGCAGUGCUCUCCAAGCUUCAGCUGUCCCUACUUUUACUGGGUCCAUGGUAGAAGAGCUGGCUGAGAGCCACAGGGAAUGAUGCACUGAUAGACAUGAGAGGCAGUUCCUGAUUGGACAUUUAGUGAAUGCAUGUUCAUGAAUGUUGGUUCAGCCACAAAAUGGCUGCCUCCACUAAGUCGCAGUUAGCCUUUUAAGCAGACUUCCUGCUAUGCUUACAUCCCAAUAAUGACCUCUCGUUAUGUAGGCAAUCUUAAUUAAAUUCCAUAUCGCCAGUCUUUAGUCUAAAUACAUUGUGUCCUGCACCUUCAUGCUCUCAUCGCCUGCCUGACACCUCCGGUGCAAUCUUGUGACGCAACUGACGAUCAGGCACUUAUCACGUUCCCCCAGAUUCUUGUCCAGCCAUAGAACUGACCCGCGUGUGCAGGGAAACAAGCAGGCAGUUGUGUUCAUUCUACCACUCUGCACCAAUCACAACCCGUGCAGUUCCUCUUUCCAGUACUGAUACGGACCAGAGUGUGCUAGAAGCACCAGAGCAGAGAGUGACACUCCAGAGGGGAAAGUGGAACUGCACGGGUUGUGACAGGUGCAGGGUGCUAGAAUGGACACUUGUCAGUCUACAAACAUGCUGAAAUCCUAAAUGGACAAUAAUUGUGAAUACUUAGCAGAUGGACAGCAAGCGAUGUAGAAAUGAAGAUGACGUAAAGCCAUCGCAGGAUUUGCAGGGUGAUGUUCGGAGGGAUGUGAGAGCCGAGAAUGGCCAGGAGACAUAUGUGAGGAUUAAGGAGGAGGAAAUAUCCACAGAUAUCAGCACAGGCUCCAUGGACCAGGGACCUCAGCAGCGGACCAGGGCUAACUCAGCAAUGCACCGAGAGUACGAAGAGGCCCCUCCAGCAAAGAAACGGGCAUCCUUCACACGCCGCUCUGGCUCCUCUGGACGGCAGCCCAGGGGGAAGGCGGCAGAGGCAGCAGCGCGCAUCACUGCCAGUGUGCCGGAACCAGAGGCCGCUGGACGUGACCAGGGAACGUCCGGUGCUGAAGAUCCAGAUGGGGCCAGUAACAGGAAUACCCCAGAGAGAUGUCCCCGUCCUCUUUAUUCCCAGGACCAUACAGAGGAGAAUCACACUGUCCCCCAGGAUUACCAGGUUGAAGACCUGAGUGAUUUCAAUAUUGUUAUUAAAGAAGAGAUUAAGGAGGGGAGGGCAAUUAAGGAAGAGGAAAUCCCUAUAGAUAUCAGCACAGGAAGCUGGCGGCAAAGAGAGAGAGGGGUGACCAAGAUGGAUCUGGAGAAGCUGGCCAGCGCCAUGCAGCUGCACCCAAACCUGUUUGACUCCUCCCACCCCCUCCAUUACAAUAAGUACAAGAGGGACGAGAGCUGGGAAUCCAUUUGCAGGGCCCUCGUGCCCAAUUGGGAGUUCAUGAGCAAGCUGGAGAAGAUUGAGAAAGACAGAGAGUUGCACGUGAAGUGGCGGUCACUUAAGGAUCGCUUCCGGAAAGAUCUGCAGGCUAUCACAUCUGCUCCAAGUGGCUCAGUACCAAAGAAGAUACACACUCACCCUCUGUUUAAACAAUUGAUGUUUCUGAAGCCAAGUAUGGAGCUCCGUGGGACUUCAGGCAGAGAUGAGUCCACCAAUGCGUCGGGCAGUGUGGAGGAUGAUGCCAUGAUCGCCUCAGAAGGAGAAGCGCAGAGUGUUUCAGGACUGUCGACAGACGAUCCGCCUACUUCCACAGUGGAAGCAGAAGUGCCGUCUCCUCACGUCCCGCCCCCCAGGCCGCCGGUCGCACGCUCACAGAGGAAAAAUAAGAAACGGAUCGUAGACACGGACGUCCACACGGCUGCGCUGGUCAAUAUUAUUGACAGCUUGAAGAGCCAGUUACAGGGCUACAUAGAGAAGCAAAGGGUGGCCACCCUGCCGCCCCCAAAAGACGAGGACGAGGCGUCCAUGUUUUGCAAAAGCCUGAUAGGGAAUGUACGGAGUGUAGCCCCGGACCGACUGCUAAAUUUGAAAAUUUCAAUGAUGAAUUUAAUUCACCAUCAUCUCAGUGCCCCUUAUCCCCCGCCAACGUAUCCACUGUACUCUCCGCCUAGCCACCCUUCCUACGGCACUCAUUUCUAUACACACAACAUGAGCCAGCAGAAUUAAUCACCCUUAUUACAGUAGGUGGCCCGCCUUUAGCUGAACCCUACUCCCAACUGUACAGGUCGCACUCUUACCCCUACCCCCGUCAUUCUCAUAGCGUAGCUCCUGUGGAUAAACCGCCCCUGGGAGAGUCCAUUGAUGCUAUCUGCUGCCCCACCCGUCUUGUUAUCAACAUCAACUGUAAUACACAUCUCCCUAGGUGAUUAUUUUUCUAUAACGCUUACGUGCCUCUGCAAACAUGGCUCUUUUUUAGAUAUACAGUAUUUUAUUGCAUAACCAACGGUGGUCACUUAUCUAGGGGAUUGACGACUAUGCAGUGACCUCUGUAGACCCUACCUACCUCUCUGGAUUCUCAUCUGAAGUCUAAUAUGCAAUUUCAGGAGAAUGUACUGUAUUUUGUGAACACUGGUUGGCAAAAUCUGCACUAUUUUUCAUAUACACUAUAUACUGCAGUUCCUGUGUAAGAUAAGUUAUCAGUGGAGAACGUCAGACGACACGGUGCAGUUCGUAAACUCUAUUCAAAAUUUUAAUAUUGUGUGGAAAAAUUUUUUUAUAACUAACCUUCGAAAGUAUCCCCUUGACCAGGUGUUCUAUAUUUUUUACUAUGCUUAUGUAAUAAGAGGGGAAAACACAUAUACAGUGUAUAUACAACAAAACCACGAGUCUAUUAUGAAUUGUGUUGUACGUUUUCCGCAGCAGAGAGUGCGUAGAAUUCAGAGUAAGGCCUCUCAUGGGCAACUAAUGGCUACUUAUGGUAUUUCAGACCAUACGGGUGCAAAGACAAUACUGAGAUGGAUAUAGUAGACCUGGUCACAGACCACUGUAUGAAAGUAAAAAAAUAAGUUUUUACCUAUGUGAAGACAAUAAAUAAUGAUGUAAAAUGCAGCAAACACAUAAAAUGUCUAUAGAUAUAAAGUAUGUGAAUAAAAUAACAUUUUUAA
This is a messenger RNA of Pseudophryne corroboree (corroboree frog), 4495 nucleotides long. RefSeq lists its product as uncharacterized. The coding region runs from base 2082 to 3557 and encodes 491 amino acids. The transcript is spliced from 9 exons. NCBI's taxonomy places the organism in Eukaryota, Metazoa, Chordata, Amphibia, Anura, Myobatrachidae. Gene Ontology annotation, cellular component: nucleus; transcription regulator complex. The record is from RefSeq and is a predicted model, not a curated record. Gene Ontology annotation, biological process: regulation of transcription by RNA polymerase II.